UAAAUAUGCCAUUGUCAUCGCCAUUGCCAUUGCCUUUGCCAUUCCCAUAGUUAGCGGAAGCUCUCAAAACUCUUCAAUCCUUCCAAAUUCAAAACCAUGGCUCUCGAAACUUGGCUAAUCAAGGUAAAAAACGCCGUCUCUAACAAAUUCGAUGUCGUUCGAGCUUCUUCAACCGCCCCCAAUUUCAAACCCACGUCCUCUAAGAAAUCCCCAAACGUCGCUGUUUUGUCCUUCGAAAUCGCCGGCCUCAUGUCCAAGCUUUUGCAUCUAUGGAACUCUCUCUCCGAUCACAACAUUACUCGUCUUCGUAAUCAAUCCAUUUCUCUCGAAGGUGUCCAUAAAAUUGUCUCUAAUGAUGACGAUUUCCUCCUUGCUCUUGCUUGUGCUGAAAUCACUGAAAAUCUUCGUCUCCUUGCUAACUCUGUUUCCCCUUUGUGCAUCAAAUGUGACCAUCCUGAUCUUCGCUCCUUCCAUCGCUUGUUUCUUGAAUUUGCUGACUCCGGUCGCGAUCUUCACAAUUGGCUAUUGAGCGAGAAGGAAAUGGAGUGUAGGAAUAAGAGAAUUGAGAGAUUAGUUACACUGACGGCGAAUCUUCAUAGAGAAAUGGAUGAGCUUUCAAUAAUGGAAACUGGGUUAAGAAAAACAGUUGCAAGUUUACAGUUAUGUCAACAAGAACAGAGCAAUAGUUCCACUCCACCAUUAGAGAUUUCUCUUAAAGAGCAAAAGAUCUUGGAUCUACAGCAGAAGAUCUUAUGGCAAAGACAAGAAGUAAAGUAUUUAAAAGAAAAAUCUCUUUGGAACAGAACAUUCGACACAGUGAUAUCAAUUCUAGCAAGGUCAAUUUUCACAACACUAGCAAGAAUUAAACUUGUUUUUGGUUUAGCACAUCAAUUCCCAUCUUCUCUCCCUCGUAGCCUCUCCGCCUCCGCCGCCGUUCACCCGCUCAAGAACUUAAACGACAACGCCAACGAUUCUGAUCCCACAACAACUAAAAACGGAUUCUUCGAAUCAAAUUUGAAACUUUUAAAGCCGCCACGGACGACACUAGGAGCAGCGGGGUUGGCCUUGCAUUAUGCCAACUUGAUCAUAGUCAUGGAUAAAAUGAUCAAGUCGCCACAACUUGUAGGUGUGGACGCAAGAGACGAUCUAUACUCGAUGCUACCGAAUAGUGUAAGGACGUCACUGAGAGCGCGGUUGAGAGGGGUCGGGUUCACGGCUAGCGACGCGUCAUUGGCAGGUGAAUGGAGGGAGGCAAUGGGGAGGAUAUUGGGGUGGAUGUCGCCAUUAGCACAAAACAUGAUAAAAUGGCAAAGUGAAAGGAGUUUUGAGCAGCAAAAUUACAUGGCACCAAAGACUAAUGUAAUGCUUUUGCAAACGCUUUAUUUUGCUAACAAAGACAAGACAGAAGCUGCCAUUACGGAAUUGCUUGUGGGGUUGAAUUAUAUUUGGAGAUUUGAAAGAGAAAUGACUGCUAAUGCCUUGUUUGCUUGCAGCAAUUUCAUUACCUCAUGAAGAUGGACAUAUGGAUUCAAUUUCUUUUUUUCUUUUUUUUUGGUUUGGUAAAUUCUCAAUAUCAUUGGAAGUGGACACUAGGGUUUGUUUUGGGCUGAUCUUUAACUCUGCAACAUGUAUAUUGUAAACUUUUAUCUAUGUAAAUGAAUAUGAUGAUAAGUUUAAUUUUAUUUAGUUA
Molecule: messenger RNA, 1690 nt
Organism: Cucumis sativus (cucumber)
Lineage: Eukaryota; Viridiplantae; Streptophyta; Magnoliopsida; Cucurbitales; Cucurbitaceae
Exons: 2
Coding region: 97-1512 (471 amino acids)
Biological process (GO): positive regulation of growth
Source: RefSeq, a predicted model, not a curated record